AUGAAGAAGGAAGAGGCAUCUUCCCGGAGCAUCCCCGGCGACGAAGAUGUUUCGCACGCGACGUCGUCGCCAGCUCAACCGCCCCGGCGAGAGUCAUCGCACGCGACAUCGCAUCCUCCGCCGCCGCGCGACGGCGGCAACACCAGCGGCGACGACGGCGACGCGGCAAGCGGCGGCGGCGGCGGCGGCGGACCGCGCUACCGCGGCGUGCGGCAACGGCGAUGGGGCCGGUGGGUGACGGAGAUCCGUGAACCUGUACACGGAAAUCGCAUCUGGCUUGGAAGCUACAAUAGCGCGGAAGAGGCGGCGCGGGUCUACGACAUGGCGGCGCGGCUGCUGCGCGGCCGCUCCGCCAAACUCAACUUUCCCGGGGAGCGCCCGGCUCCCGUGGCGCUGCCACGUGGCACCGCCGAGGCGCUGCUUCGCGCGAGCAAGGAGGCGGCGAUCAAGCUGCAGCAGGUGGGCGGCGACGGCGGCGGCGGCGUCGGCGGCGCACAGCCGCAAAUUCGCGUGGAUUCGGGAGUGGAGCUGCGCGGACCAGGCAAAGAGGAGCACGGCGGACUGCUAGGCAAGGAGGAGGAGCAAAGCGCACCGAGCGGCGGCGGCGCACAGAUCACGUCGAGAAGAAGCGGCGAGGAAGUCGGGCAGGCUGGGAGUGGGAGCGCGGCGGCCCCAUCGCCUAUAGACAUCCUCCCCGCGGCGGCGGUCUCGAUUCUCCAGCGAGCGCUCGCGUCGGAGGGAGAAGACGCAGCGACGAACGUGCGAACUCCGAAGCCGUCGUCCUGGGGACGUCCGUGGAAGCGCGCUGCUUCGGCGGAGGCCGCACUGGAGCACCACACGCAGGCAUAUGACUGCACCGGCACUGGCACGGCACCGCCCGCAAAAGCGGCUUUUCCCACUUCUGCGUCGGCGCGCGAGGCUUCUGCUGCUGCUGCUGCUGCUGCUGGUGCUGCUGCUGUGCAGGACUAUGGUGGCGCGGAGGAGGAGGCUGCGGACCUGGCCAACCGCAGCCGCAGCGUGAGGGCUUCAGGCUCCGCCACCCGCUCGCCACUCUCGCAGCCGUACUACCGCCGCGCUGCUUCAUCGGAGCGUCACACCCUCCGGGGCCGUCUCUCAUGCAGCCCUGCACCGGCAGCCGCGAUGCCAUGGGCGGCUGGUACCCCCAUGGCAGCAGCAGCAGCAGCGGCGGCAGCAGCAGCAGCGGCAGCAGCAGCAGCAGUGGCAUCGGAGCAGCUUCCGUCGGUGUCUGCGACUGCUGCAGCCGCGGCAACAGGUUUGAGGCACACCGGAUCGCGCGUCGCGGCAUCGGCGCCGGCAACCCCCAUGGAAGCCACGGCAUCGGCAGCAGGCAGGAACCUCGAUAUUGCCACCCAACAGCAGCUCGAGGCGCGUCAGGUCGCCAUUCUCUCUAAGAUCGACCAACUCACUGAUCGCCUCUCCGCGAUCACCGCUGCGGCGCAGCGAAGCUGGCUCGAACCUUCCACAAGUAACGCCGCCUCCCGCGGCGUUCCUUCCGGACACGCGUCGCAGGAAGGAAGCGAUGAUUUGAAAGAACUGGAAGGUCCGGUGCCCGGUGACGUGGCGGCAGGGGAUGAGACCGCCACGCAGACGCGGCUCGCAGAUGCGAUUCGAGCGGGAGGAAUCACGCGAUUCCGGUUUCGGCGGGUGCCGUCGGAUUACUACGACUGGACGCUGGAGGCGCGGCGAGAUGUGCUUGGCGCUCCGUCCGUUAACCAUCUGUGCAAGAGCAUUGUCAUGACCAAUACACAGGCGCCUGCAGACGUGGUGGACUGCAGCAAUCCGCGCUACUCCAAGUACUAUAUCAUUGUCAUUCAGUACUCAGCGCGGCUGAAUGCGGAGAAGGUCCGCAACUUUGUGUACGCACUCAAUGAUGGCACCGUGCCCAAGAAGCGCAUCAACAUGCGCCUUGCACCUGAGGAGGACUCCAUGGCUCUCACCGGCUUUGAGCACAAUGCCGUUGCUCCCAUCGGCACCCGCACUCCCAUCCCGGUGAUCAUAUCAGAUCGUAUCUUGGCCCUGCGGCCGCGCUACUUCUGGAUGGGUGGGGGCGAGGUGGACCUCAAGCUGGCCAUGGCUGCUGACGACUUCCUUUCACUCCUCAACCCCUUUGUCGUCGAUUGCACUUACUGA
Closterium sp. Yama58-4 is the source of this 2151-nucleotide messenger RNA. The record is from the annotation of a GenBank genome assembly. NCBI's taxonomy places the organism in Eukaryota, Viridiplantae, Streptophyta, Zygnematophyceae, Desmidiales, Closteriaceae.